UACUUAAGCGAGUGGUAACAGAAAAAGAAAGCGUUUAAGAAAAAAAAAAAGAAAAAAAUAUAUAUUAAACAAAAUAAUCGAAAAUACGUUGAAAAAGGGGUUUCGAGAAAAGCCCAUAAAUCGAAUAUUUAUUAAAUCUGCGCAUGAUCUAUCAAUUUUAUUUUAUAAACAAAAGCAAACUUAAGCAAAAUGAGUGCAAUAGCCAGCGCUGCUGGCGUAAUAGGUGGCGUUGUUACUGCGGCCACUAGUAACAGCUGGUUUAUACCUAUGCUAAUGGCAGCUAUAGCUUACUUUCAAUAUGAAGAAAUAAUGGACCCUGAAUCCAAGCCCAAUGAUACACCUGGCGAUGAGAUACGAGAUCAUUAUGAUUUUAUUAUAAUAGGGGCAGGGUCAGCGGGAGCAGUAGUAGCGAAUCGCUUAACCGAAUUGGAAAAUUGGAAUGUUCUACUUCUGGAGGCAGGCGGUGAUGAAACUGAAAUCUCAGAUGUUCCUUUAAUGGCGGGCUAUUUGCAAUUAAGUAAAAUCGAUUGGAAAUAUAAAACAGAGCCUUCGGGUACAACCUGUUUAGCUAUGAAUGGCGGACGCUGUAACUGGCCUCGAGGCAAAGUACUAGGAGGUUCUAGUGUGCUGAAUUAUAUGCUGUAUUUACGUGGUAGUAAAAAUGAUUAUGAUAAUUGGGAGGCCCAAGGAAAUUCGGGUUGGGGUUAUCGCGAUGCUUUGUACUACUUCAAAAAAUCAGAAGAUAACACGAAUCCUUAUUUAGCCAGCACUCCGUACCAUUCGACGGGCGGUUAUCUGACAGUGGGAGAGGCGCCCUAUCAUACUCCAUUGGCUGCCAGUUUCGUCGAGGCAGGCGUGGAAAUGGGUUAUGAAAAUCGCGAUUUGAAUGGUGAAAAACAAACAGGCUUCAUGAUCGCUCAAGGUACUACACGACGUGGGAGUAGGUGCAGUACAGCCAAAGCUUUUCUGCGUCCCGCUCGUUUAAGGCCCAAUUUGCACAUCUCUAUGUAUUCUCACGUUACUAGAAUUAUGAUCGAUCCCGUGUCUAAAUUAGCUUUCGGUGUCGAAUUUGUCAAAGAUCAAAAGCUAUAUCACGUCAGAGCAAAAAAAGAAAUCAUACUGUCCGGAGGUUCGGUGAAUUCUCCUCAAUUGCUGAUGCUAUCUGGUAUUGGUCCCCGUAAGGAGCUAAUUAAGCAUAGAAUACCUGUGAUUAAAGAACUAAGUGUAGGCGAAAAUUUACAAGAUCACAUUGGCCUUGGAGGUCUGACAUUUCUGGUAAAUCAACCAGUUUCCAUAGUUGAAAGUCGUUUUCACUCUAUGUCCACUGUGCUGCAAUAUGCCGUAUUCGGCCAAGGUCCUCUAACCAUAUUAGGCGGGGUAGAAGGUUUAGCUUUUGUCAAUACAAAAUAUGCUAAUUCCUCUAUAGAUUGGCCUGACAUAGAGUUUCAUUUUGUAUCUGGAUCAACGAAUUCCGAUGCUGGUAAUCAGCUACGUAAAGCCCAUGGCCUAACCGAAGCAUUCUAUCGUACUGUCUUUGAGAAAAUCAACAAUCAAGAUGUCUGGAGCAUCAUACCGAUGCUGUUGCGACCGCGCAGUAAGGGCGUUAUUAGAUUACGAUCUGCCAACCCAUUCGAUUAUCCUUACAUUAUACCAAAUUAUUUAAAUCACGAUUUAGAUAAGAAAACUCUAAUAGAAGGGGUGAAGAUUGCAGUGGCACUUUCCCGUACGCAAGCUAUGCAAAGAUUCGACUCACGUUUGUCGACUAUUAAAUGGCCCGGUUGCCAGCACUUGCAACUAUUUACAGACGUUUACUGGGAAUGUAUGAUACGACAUUAUACGGUUACUAUCUAUCAUCCGGUAGGUACUUGCAAAAUGGGUCCUUAUUGGGAUUCUGAAGCCGUUGUAGAUCCCGAGCUAAGAGUAUAUGGUAUAAAAGGUUUGCGUGUUAUUGACGCUAGCAUUAUGCCUAAUUUAGUUAGCGCCAAUACCAAUGCUCCCGUCAUAAUGAUAGCCGAAAAGGGCUCGGAUAUGAUUAAAGAGUUCUGGAUUAAGAACACAGUCGUAUAGCUGGCAAUCAUAAUGCAAGGAAUUGACUGACAAUCGAGCUAAAGAUGGUUUUCUUUUUAGGAAUUUAAUGCGAGACCAAAUUAAUUUAAGUCGUGCCUGUUAAUUUAUUUAAGUGCUAUUAG
This is a messenger RNA of Glossina fuscipes, 2189 nucleotides long. Its product is annotated as glucose dehydrogenase [FAD, quinone]. The coding region runs from base 190 to 2067 and encodes 625 amino acids. Gene Ontology annotation, molecular function: flavin adenine dinucleotide binding; oxidoreductase activity, acting on CH-OH group of donors. The transcript is spliced from 3 exons. NCBI's taxonomy places the organism in Eukaryota, Metazoa, Arthropoda, Insecta, Diptera, Glossinidae. The record is from RefSeq and is a predicted model, not a curated record.